Messenger RNA from Malassezia restricta, 1167 nucleotides. RefSeq names its product S-adenosylmethionine synthetase. Gene Ontology annotation, cellular component: cytosol. Gene Ontology annotation, molecular function: ATP binding; methionine adenosyltransferase activity. The transcript has a single exon. Bases 1 to 1167 code for a protein of 388 amino acids. The record is from RefSeq and is a predicted model, not a curated record. Gene Ontology annotation, biological process: S-adenosylmethionine biosynthetic process. NCBI's taxonomy places the organism in Eukaryota, Fungi, Basidiomycota, Malasseziomycetes, Malasseziales, Malasseziaceae.
AUGUCGAACAAGCAGGUGCUUCCUGAAGGUCACUUCCUCUUCACGUCUGAGUCGGUCGGUGAGGGUCAUCCCGACAAGAUCUGUGACCAGAUCUCGGAUGCUAUUCUGGAUGCAUGCUUGCAGCAGGACCCGCGCUCCAAGGUGGCCUGUGAGACGGCUGCCAAGACGGGUUUGAUCCUGGUGUUUGGUGAGAUUACGUCCAAGGCUCAGCUCGACUACCAGAAGAUCAUUCGUGACACUAUCAAGGAGAUUGGCUACGAUGCGUCUGAGAAGGGCUUUGACUACAAGACGUGCAACGUCAUGGUCGCGAUUGAGCAGCAGUCGCCUGACAUUGCUCAGGGCCUGGACCACGGUAGCCUGGAUGACAUUGGUGCUGGUGACCAGGGUAUCAUGUUUGGUUACGCUUCCGACGAGUCGCCUGAGCUCAUGCCCCUCACGGUGGUGUACUCGCACAAGCUGAACCACGCCAUGGCCUCUGCCCGUCGCAAUGGCCACUUGCCCUGGCUCCUGCCCGACACGAAGACGCAGGUGACGAUCGAGUACAAGAAGGACGGCGGUGCCGUUGUGCCUGUGCGUGUGGACACGAUCGUGGUGUCGACGCAGCACACGGACGACAUUUCGACGGAGGACAUCCGCAAGCUGAUCAAGUCGGAGAUCAUCGACAAGGUGAUUCCUGCCCAUAUGCUCGACGAGCGUACGGUGUACCACAUCCAGCCUUCGGGCCGCUUUGUGAUUGGUGGUCCUCAGGGAGACGCUGGUCUUACGGGUCGUAAGAUCAUUGUCGACACGUACGGUGGCUGGGGUGCCCACGGCGGUGGUGCCUUCUCGGGUAAGGACUUCUCGAAGGUCGACCGCUCGGCUGCGUACACGGCGCGCUGGAUUGCCAAGUCGCUCGUGCACGCUGGCCUUGCUCGCCGUGCGCUUGUGCAGCUUUCGUACGCCAUCGGUGUGGCCGAGCCUCUCUCGGUGUACGUGGAUACGUACGGCACGAGCAGCAAGAGCGAUGCGGAGCUUGUGCAGAUCAUCAAGAACAACUUUAACCUCAAGCCAGGUGUCAUUGUGCGCGACCUGGAGCUGCAGAAGCCCAUUUACCGCCAGACGGCGUUCGGUGGCCACUUUGGUCGCUCCGAGUUCUCCUGGGAGCAGCCGAAGGAGCUCAAGUUUUAA